This is a messenger RNA of Pyricularia oryzae 70-15, 3153 nucleotides long. RefSeq lists its product as uncharacterized. The record is from RefSeq and is a predicted model, not a curated record. The transcript has a single exon. The coding region runs from base 152 to 2923 and encodes 923 amino acids. Lineage: Eukaryota; Fungi; Ascomycota; Sordariomycetes; Magnaporthales; Pyriculariaceae.
CUUAUCUCGAUUACAUUGGCCUCUAGAACUAGACCAAGCUUGAGAUUGACCUCGUAACAAACAUCACACAGGCUACGAUCAACAUCAGGCUAUCCACAUGUUCGUGUAAUUGGCGCUACGAGACCAAAAAAAGUGCCGAAAUGCGUCGAAAAUGCUGUUACGCCUGUCCCGGAUUGCCCAGGCAAACGCCAGUGGCCACUACCGAGCAUGCCUGACCUCGCCAUCAUGGUGUCCCACAGUCACGCCAUGGACGACAUCUCGACAACCGUUGCGCAACCACCACAGACCAUUUGGCGGUGGGCCAGUUAGUGAAAAUUACUUUGUCGACACAAACGAGGAGGACAAUCAAGCCGACGAGCCGACGGACGAGAUCAUGAGCAAAGUUGGAAAGGGAUCUACCGUCACACGCACUGCGGCAGGGCCCCUGAAAGCUGGUGGCCCCAGCAGAGCAUGGCUGGACCGACGUCUCAAUCGCAUCAAAUCAAGCUUGCCAUGCAUGACUGAGCCUGGACAAGACCCGGAAGGACAGUGGUCCAUGGACGAAGACAACGAAGGUGUGGCCAGGGCUAUUGAGGCGAUCUGCGUUCCUCAGACACUCUUGAAAAACAGCGAGCGUACUUUGCCGCACAGGGAGGCGCACUUGGACUCUCUCUAUGAUGUUUAUUUUGAGACCAAGAGACUGUCAUCUUCUGCAGUUGAGCUUGCUCAUGUAGCUGAGGCUCAACACAAUGAGGAGGAAAAUCAUGUGAAGUCCGUUCGAGACAAGAGCAAACAUUCGAAUGAUUUAGCCAGCAGGCCUGAAGAGGCUGAUAAUGUUGUCUACGAUCCAAGGGGAUCGCCAAUACACGAGACCGAGAUGCAGCAACUCGAUGACGACAACAUCCAAGAGGAGCUGCUUCAUUACGGUCCUUAUCGUGGUCCUAGAAAGGACAUACACUCGGAACACAACCGCCAUAGAAUCGAUACGCUUGUCGAUGACUUAAUGAAGCAUGCUGUGACUGAGAGGUUUCGUGGAAAACUAGAGCCGAUUCGCCGUGCAAUAGAGAGUCUUGAUGGGCCUUGGACUGCACUUGAUAUGCUCAGGCAAGAGGGCUAUCCCAAAUACCAAAGUGCCAGAGUUGACCCCGUUGCAGCUGCCGAGGGAAUCAAGAAAAUCAAUGAUCAUGCCAGAAUGGUUUUCGCAGGAUGGGGGCAGGCGAGGGUCGAUAUGAAAAAUAACAAAGCGCCAGCCUUAACAACGACAAUGCUAUACAAGAUCUGCUUCAACCUCCUGACUCAAGUCUAUGAGCCUGAGGUGCACACUUUCAACACCCUCAUACUAGGGCUCACGAUGGUGGGUGAGCAUCGUCUUGCUCGUAUCGUCGUGCAGAGCUUUUUGGGUGCCAAGAUGAUACCCACAAAGACAACCAUUGUUAUACUUUUGCAUCACUACUAUGCCAGCAAUGACAUCCUAGGAUUUUAUCAUUGGGUUCGUCGCAUGGUAGGCCUUGACUCGAUGGGUGUUGGGAUCCGACGUGUGCUAUUGUCCACCACCGAGGACAACGGGGAGUCAUUUCUUUCAUGGGCCGAGAGAGAAAAUGUGGCCUUGCGUGGGGAAUGGCUGGUCACUCGCAGCUGGUUAGACGCAGGAGAGAUGCAGGCGCUUCUCAAAGGACUUAUCUCCUUUGGCCAAGGCCAACAUGCUGCGCAAAUACUCAGCAUGAGUCUGAAGCGAGGGCACGCUAUCCAGACGACCACCUUCAUUGAUCUUCUUGCACUGAUAGGGACCAGAUUGGACCACGACGCGGCAAGUCUGCUGGUCCGUGGCCUUUGUGCCAACGCAGGGGAUUUGACGUCACUUCUCCUGGAGCAGGAUGACUCGGUGUGUCCACCUCUUCUCACCACGCAGCUCCGACAUGUCUUGGAACUGUAUGCAGUCCGCCUGUCCAUCGAAAUGAGGAGAGACAAGAAUGAAUGGGCCAGGUCUCCAGUUGACUGCGAGGACAAGCACGCACUUCAACAUCGUCGCAAUGUAUAUGCCAGCACAGUACGGCUGUUGAUGACCGAGCGCCCCCGCCAUAAACAUGAAGUAGAUACGUUCUUCCCGGGCCUGUCUGCCAUCGUAAUGGCUCUGCGGAUUCAAGAGAUGUCUCAGUAUUUGAAUCAGUUGGAUGGCGAUUUGAAGGAGAUGGACUUGGUAAUCAAGCGGGCAGAGCAACGGAUCAUCAAGGAUAAUGAAGAAAAACGAGGCGCGUUCUUGGCGCCCAGGAUUCAAAAGUGGUUGCACCACCGCUUUCAACCCGCACAGGAAGACCCUCCCAUGAGCAUUGCUGUCGACAAAUACCAGCGCGUGCUGAAGAUACGGGAGAGGCGGCGGGCCAUGUCACGGCUCCAUAUUCUCACCGAGCAAGUCGACCUACUCACCGAGGAUGUCGCCGAAUGUAUUCGCACGUUUACCCAAAUGACAUUCGUGCCACCCGAGUUGAAAGACGACAUUUAUCUCUCUAUUCGGUCGGUUAGUGUUGACUCGUGCGUCAAGCUGGCCCACAGACAUUACAACUCGGACUGGGUGGUGGCCGCCAGGGAGCAUAAAAAAAUCAAUACUCGUUUUUACGAGGCCGCUCUGCGCCGUGGCAAGUGGCUUCGCAGGGAUGUCAAACGUCUGAAGGUCGAAGCCAACAUUGCCAUACAAGCCAGCCUCCGUCUCUCGUACAAGAUCAAGACGACUAUGGCCAGGUCACUUCCACCAGGCGCCGAGAGACUCGUGUUGAACGCAUAUGGGACAUGGCGCAGGGUACCAAUCGAGAAGCUGGCGCAGUACUGCAUAGGCGCUUUUGAUGAACCACCGCCAAGGGCCGAAGAUACAGAGACGCGCCUUGUGAGGCCCGUGGCUAAAUACUGGAACCGCAGGACAUACCCCUUUCAUUAUCUGCCUAGCGCCUGAAUUAUACUUGGGGGACCAAUGUAUAAGUAAUUUUCUGAGCAUGUGAUUUUUAGUUUGCUUUUUUAAGAGUAGACCUGGAAAGAGAUCCAUUUGUACAUACAGACAAUGUAAAUAUAGGUGUUUUUUUGUUUCACAUCAAAAUCCUAAUGAGAUGACGGUCUUCAGAGCCAAUGGAAAUAUUCCAACUCUGUUUGUUUGUUACCAUAUUGAAUACAAACCGUCAUGCACCA